Messenger RNA from Entelurus aequoreus (snake pipefish), 3675 nucleotides. RefSeq names its product von Willebrand factor A domain-containing protein 7-like. NCBI's taxonomy places the organism in Eukaryota, Metazoa, Chordata, Actinopteri, Syngnathiformes, Syngnathidae. The record is from RefSeq and is a predicted model, not a curated record. The transcript has 16 exons. The coding region runs from base 480 to 3236 and encodes 918 amino acids.
UGUCUUUUAAGUUGAUUGCUUAAACAUGAGAUAGUGCUUGUUUUUGGCUUUGUGUUUCACCUGUGAAAACCGCAUUUGCUGCUCAGCAAACAUCGAGACCACAGAAGUGUUUAUGGGAGAGAGGCGAGCCACUUUGAAGUAAGAAGAUCCCAUCAGGGUCUGAGGCCAUCAGCACAGAUGGAGGCCCAGCAGAAGCAACUGGUUGAACAGGUUCUGUGACCCUGCCCUUUGACAACUACUGUUGCCAUCGCAAUAUAUCUGUGCUCAGAAGCCGCCGCACUUCAGCUGCGCUCAACUUCCACCUUGUCAAGUAAGUCACUUGCUUGUCGUCAACUAACAAGAAAAGCUCUCUGUAGAAUCCCGCUGACUCAGAAGUGACUCGGGAAGGGAACGUCAGACUGGCUCAGCUGAUUCAAGGUGACUGAGCACACGAGCCGAUUGUGUCUUAUUUGUUUCCGCGUGUCACCGGCUGGGAAGACAUGUUGGUUGUUUUGGGCUUCGUACUACUUCUAACUGGAGCCCGGGGGUUUGGAAUUCUGCCCGGAGACUCACAGAGUCAUCUGGAUAUCACGGACACAGCCAUUUUAAAUGCCACCGUGCAGGUGUGCCGCGCUCUGGCCCAGGCCGAGGGGAACAUCUUCACGACUCCGGCGCAACCAUUUACAGUUACGGAUGUGGCCACGGCCUGCAGGGCGCAAAACUCCAUCAGAAGCUUCCAGCUGGCGAUUGUAACCAUCAAAUUCCGGAACGUGCGCGUGGACAUCCGCCAAGUGUUAAACGCCAGCUUCCACUUUGACGACGAGUCGUUCGUCGAAGGUCGGAACAUCAUCGUCGGGGGCCUGAUUACAGUGAAGAACAGCAUCAAUCAGGAGGACUUUGAGGCAGCCAGGGAGAACUUGGGCACAAUUCUCCAUCCUUUACAGGACUUCUACAGCCACAGCAACUGGGUGGAAAAUGGUAACCAGUUUCCAAAUUCCAAUCUAAUCAGAUCAGACACUAGCAUCGGCAACAUAGCAGCUGUAAACCGGGCCACUUGUCGCAGCUGUAAUGGCGAUGACUGCAGUGAUAACAUACUUGAGGACAUCACGCAGGACAAUGUACUGACUUCUGGAUACUUUAGCCUAUUCCCGACAGUGCCCACCAAGCCCGCAGGAAAGUGCAGUCAUGGCGGAACUUUUGACCAGACCAGCGAUAUUGAUCCCACCGGAGGGAUCAACAAAGACACGCCAGACUCGGAACACGGGAAUCUCCACGAGGAGGCUGCAAAUCUGGCAGCAAUGGCGACCAGCGAGAUCCUGGAAAACAUUCGCCAGGAGGUGGAGGACGUUCCAUUCCUCCUAAUGUUGGGAAUCUCCCGAGGGUCUGGGAAAGCUCUGUGCUUCGUGAUCGACACCACGGAGAGUAUGAGCGACGACAUCGCGGCAGUGAAGGUCGCCACUUCUUCUCUCAUCAAUAAUGUGGCGGGAACAGACGAUGAACCUCAGUCCUUCAUUCUGGUUCCCUUCAAUGAUCCCGAAGUUGGGCCGCUGAUGAGGACGACUGACCCCCAAGUCUUCAAGGGCUUCGUUGACGAUCUGUCAGCCAGCGGUGGAGGAGAUAACGCAGAAAGGAGUCUCACUGGCCUUCAGCUGGGACUGAUGGGUUCUCCUCGGAGCUCUGACAUCUUCGUCUUCACGGACGCACCGGCCAAAGACGUGGAGCUGAAAACCACAGUAAUCGCUCUCAUCGAGCGCAGUCAGAGUGUGGUCAACUUCCUGAUCACGGGGACAACGGUGGAAAACAGGCGUCGGAGUAGCAACAGGAUCGCCGCGGCGGACUCUCAGGUGUACCGAGACCUUGCCCAGGCCGCGGGGGGUCUGGCUGUGGAAGUGGAGACGGACGAGCUCUUAAACGCCACGAUCAUUAUUCGUCAGAUUUCCAACUCCUCUGUGGUGACGCUACUGCAGGCUUCCAGGGAUCCAGGAUCAAUGGAGAGCUUCACGUUUUUGGUAGACGAGACCACGAUGAACACCAGAAUUUACAUCACAGGAAAUUCUACUACGAUCACGAUCACCAACCCUGCAGGCGCCACUCAAGGCAUCAUGGGCAUCCCUUUGUUUACGUCCUCGUCUGUGGGAAACUUGGAGAUUUUGGAGCUGAUUAACCAUGCAGAGGGAACAUGGACAAUAGACAUAAGCUCAGAAAACCCGUACUCGCUGAGGGUCACAGACCAGAGUCCCAUUGAUUUCCUGGUUGACUUUGUGGAGAUUGUGCCCGGAGGGAAUGCGUUCGAUGUCCUCGACACGCGUCCCACAGCCUGCAACAACGGCAGCCUGCUGGUGACUCUAACGGGCAGCGACACCGCCAACGUCACCGGCGUCACGCUAGUGGAGGCGGCGGGUACGGGAGCGGUUGCAGGCACCGUGGAGCCGCAGGGGAGCGGUCAGUUCCUCGUUCGUGUCGACAAGAUUCCAUCGGUGCCGUUUGUGGUGCGGGUGGAUGGAACGGCCAACAAUGCAUCGUUUGAUUUCCAAAGGCAGUCGCCGACCAACUUCCGAGCAUCCAAUUUAACCAUCAGGGGGGAGGUAAACGACAACCUCGUGCCGGGGACACCAUUCUCUGUACCUUUUUCUAUCACCGAAGAUACGGGAGGUAAUUUCUCCAUCACAGUCACCACCAACGACCAGCGCUUCACCACCAGUGCUCCCAGUAGUCUCCUGGUGCAACCAGGAGUCUUAACCAACAGCACCGUCAUGGUGUCUGCGCCGCUUAACACGCCGUCGGGGAGCACCAUCACCCUCACCAUCGAGGUCAAAAAUACAGGAAGUGAGGACACCAACUACUUAAUCCUGAGGAUCGUCGUCUUUAACACGGUGACGGACCUAACCGCUCCCAUGUGUGAAGUCCUAUCGUUCGUCAACUGCGUACAGAUAAGCAGUACCAAAACAUGGGCGGUGUCGGUGCGUGUGAGCGACGGCGCAGACGGGACAGGCGUAGAGCGGGUCACCCGCACGCAAGGCAACGGAACGCUGAACAUCGAACCAUCCCCCAGCAAUGGGAAUGUGACGCUGGUGACCUACAAUGCAUCCUGCACGGACCCGGACAUGGCGCUGGUGGCGGUGGACCGGGUGGGCAACACUGUCGCAUGCGCCUUCAACGCCUUCCAGGCUUCAGGGGGCGUGGCACCUUUGGUCAGCCAGGUGCACCUCAUAUGUGCGCUUAACCUGGCGGUCGGCCUCCUGCACAGCCUGUUGUGAGCUUUUAGAAGCAUCGCUAUGACUUGUCUUCGUCUAUGUGGUCUUCGGCAAUCGUCUGCCCUUAGUGGUCAACACCAGUGUUGCAGCUUGCGUGACAAAACUGCCCUGUUUUUUAAAAUAUUGCUUUUGAUUUGUUUAUUAUAUUGCAACAUGAUGAUUGAAGGUAAACUCUUGGAAAAGAACACUGUGAUAAAAAUGUUGAAAGAAGGCUGAUAUUUAAUUAAAAAAUGUUUUGCUACAAGUUGAACACGCUUGUCUAUUUACACCUUGUUGUCAUUUUGCUGACGCAGCAAAAACCAAAGGCUCCUUACCUUCUUACCUACUUCCACAAGACGUUUUUUUUUAAUUCCGAGCUCGACAUUCUUUUUGUCCUUUCUGUAGUCGGCUCAGCGCGUCCCUCACAACUUCAGUCUUUGUCACUCCUUCAAAUAAAAACACU